Marchantia polymorpha subsp. ruderalis is the source of this 1137-nucleotide messenger RNA. Lineage: Eukaryota; Viridiplantae; Streptophyta; Marchantiopsida; Marchantiales; Marchantiaceae. The record is from the annotation of a GenBank genome assembly.
AUGAAUUGCCAAGGUUCGCCAUGCAGACCAGGUUCUGCUCCAUGAUAAGACUUCUGCUCCAUGUUCUUCAAGCUGGCCAGUCAGUCAGCUAGCUAUAAAGGCUCGGUAUCAAAUCGUGUCCAAGUCUGCCACAUUCAUGAUAUGGGACACAAAUAAUGAUGCCUUCAAUACCACUGGGGCCGUAGCAUAGACGCCAUAGCUGCAGAGACAAUUGGCGACCAGCCUCAAGUUGUGAUAGGAGUCGCCUCGGGACCCAAAGACUACAUCUCUUGAUAUCAAUUGAUUGUCGAGAUGUUCGCCAGUGUACAGUUUUCAUAUGAAUUUUUUGUAUUCGAAUCACGGUUGUAUUCUCAAAUUCCAGUCACUUUAGUGAUUACAAGAGCAAUCAAUGUUCCUUCCCUCUCCCCAGACCUCGCCACCAGCGUGCCGGUGCAUCGUCCUCUUCGGAAGUCCGUGGCGUGCACCUUUGCAUCGACAUUUUGGUUCUGUUGGGGGCAGAAUGCGUCAGCUGCGGGCCAUAUUCGCACUUGUGCCCAGCAUGUGGAAAAGAAGCGGAAUGAGAAUCAGCUCUUACAGCAGAGCAGCUGUACCUUCGGCGGAAGCAGAACUCGCUCCUUCGUCGUGCCCAGCGGUUCGGGAUAUGAAGUAGGUCCCAGGAUUACGAACACGUUUUGAACAAGCCCGGAGUUUGGAAAGGCUAAGGAAUCUUCUCCUUCUGGAAUCCGGAGCUUCGGAACAAGCUUUGCAUGCCCUGGACGUGCUAGCAGGCUUCCUGACAGCAUUCAGCAUUCCCAGGUUCGUUGGGCCAGGUUUUAGUACGCGAGGGAACUGAUGUGGUGAGGAGAAUACAUGUAAAGACUAAUCACGAGCUUGAGAGUUUACUACGUAGAGUCUAACUGUAAGUCGGUCGACGACUCUAGCGAAGGUUCUCAAAAGUCGAGAACAUUUGUUUAAGGCUCUGCAAGCGUCUCGCUCAUAAUGCCUACACUGUCAGUAGAGAAUACAAAAUCAAGCUCAGUUCAUUCGGUCAAGGUGUUUAUGGAAUCAGUCACACAUGAGACUAGGAACCACGUUCUAUCAUCCAUUUCUCAUACGGUGUUCGGCGCACUGACAGCAAAUAAUAUACAUUAAACUGAG